AAACAAAGAUGCAAACAAAUUUAUUUAGUAAAUUGAAAAAAUCAACAAAUGAUAAUUUAUUAAUAAAUCCAUCAACAUUUAAUCAAACAAAUCAAUUAUCAAAAUCAUUAAAAACAUAUAGCCGUUCGAAUAUUGUUUGGUUAAAUAUACCGGCUGAACAUAAUAAAGAACAAACACCAGCAACGAUAGAGGAGAAUAAUAAACUAACAACAACAAUUGAAAUUGUUGAAGAUAAUAAUAAUAAUAUGGAUAAUGAUAUUGGAUCGACAAAAAUGUGGUAUCCCCGAACGAUAACAAAAACCAACCAAGACAAACUUCCAACAUCAUUAUCAUCAACAGCUAAAUUCAAUCAAAUACAAACAACAAAUAAAAUUAGUGGUGAAAUAAUAAUGAAUAAAAAUAAAAUAUCCGAUACGGUUAAAAUAAUGAUGAAUAAUAAUAGUAAAGGUAUAAUAUCAAUAAAUUCAAAUAAUAAGACGUUGGAAAUAUUGAAAAAAAGUGGAUCAAUUGAAUUGGCAAAAAAUUUGGAUAAUAAAGAUAAUAAUAAAAAAGAAUCUGCUGUACGUACACAAACUAGAUCUUUAAAAUCGCAGCUUGUUAAUCAAAAAGAAAAACAGCCAGAACAAUCAUCAUCAUCAACGUCAUCGAUACCGUUACAACAACCAAAAAAACGUGUAUCAUUUCGUAAUAUACCAUCAUCACCGGUUAAUAAUCUUCCGAAAGAUGUUGAUAUACCAAUGGUAUCGGAUGAUAAUACUCAAAAAUCAAUUUCUGAUACAAAAUCUAAUACAAAACCGAUUGCUGCCACUAUUUGUACUCCAAUCACCAAUGAAGAUUCGAAUGUUGUUGACGUUGUUGAUUUUAAACGAAAAGAUCGUCGUUCAACAAAUGAUUGUUGUGAUUAUCGAAUUGGUAAAAAACAACAAUUAAAAAUAUCUAUUCGAAUACAACCGGAAUGUCGUGAUGAACCAUUAUCAUCAGCAAUGAUAUGCGAUAUUUGUGAUUAUCGUACACAAAUUGUUGAUGCAUUUCAUUCACAUAAAAAUUGGUGUUGUAAACGUUUUCGUUCGAAUCAAAAACAUCAUAUUACUAAUAAUAAUAAUCAAUCACCAACGAAAACUAUUGUUCGAAACAAUUCUUCACCAUCAUCAUUGACAAAAAAUAAUAAUGAAUCAGUUAAUCGACAAUCAUCAAACCAAAAUACUGGUAGCAGAUUAUUACGAAAACGUAAAGCAGCCGAAAUCGAUGAUAAUAAUAAAGAUGAAUUAGAAGGGAAAAAAGUUAAUCUAAAUGGUGGUGGCGAUGGGGUUAUUCAUAAUGAAAAUAAUAAUUCCAUUGAUGACAAUGGUUCGAUUAAUCAUGAUCAAUCUGUAAACAAUGAUGAAAUGGACAAAAAAGAAGAAAAUAAUGAAGAAAACAUUGAAGAAGAAGAAGAUGAUGAGGAAGAAGAUGAUGAAGAAUCAAAAAAACUUGAUGGAUUUUCAAUCAAAGAUAUUGUUUGGGUUGAAGUGAAAAAAAGAUCCGGUUUAUGGCCAGCAUUAAUAAUCGAUAUAUCGAUUAAUGAACGAAAAUUAAUAUUAAAAGCAAUUGAUUAUAAUGGAAAAAAUACUAGUUUUAAAGCAACAACCAAAUCGGUUGUAUCGCAUGAUCGUUCUGUAGUGAAUAAAUUUCUAAAAAAUCAUCCAAAUGAAUCACGUACCGUACAAAAAGUUGAACAUUAUCUUCGGAAACGUGCAUUAGAAGAUGAAAUAAAUCCAAUGGAAUUUUUUUUCGAAUCAAAUUCAAUGAAACAAAAUUCAAUGAAUAAAUCGAAUGAAAUUUCAACGACAAAUAGUGGUAGUGGUGGUGGUGGUAGUAUAAAUAAAAAUUCAUCAAUGUCAAUCGAUGGUACUAUUAUCUAUCAAUUUAUUAAAGAAGGUUCAGUUGAUUCAUAUUUACGAUCAAUUCAUCAAGGCCGAAUACAGAAUAGUCGUCAUAAAAAAUUUUUAGAAAAACAACAACCGGAACAACAGAAUGAAAACAAUAUUGGCAGUGAAGAAGAACAAUUACAUUUUGGUCCGAUAAAAGAUGAAGAACAACGUGAUGAAUUAUUUAGUCAUCUAUCAAAAUUAUAUGAAGAUUGUUUAAAGAAAAAUAAACAGGAAAAAUCUGAUGAAAUGAUUGGACGAUAUAUUUAUUCGGUUUGGAUACCUGAGGCUAUAAUCAAAGCAAUUAGUAAAAAAUAUCAAAUAGAUUUGAAAAAAGCUGGACAAUUAUUUGAUGAUGAAUGUCAAACAUUGAAACAAAAUUGUAAUAGUUUAAAUGAUUAGUAGUGUUUAAUAUAUUGGAUUCGUUUUAUUUUUUCUUACCAUUCUUUUCAUCAUUAUCAUCGACAUCGACAUCAUUCAAAAUUUAGCAUUACUUAUAUGAAUUCUUAUCUGUUCUUUCGACAUUUCAUUUCGUGCAUCAAUCAUGAUCAUCAUUUUUCAAUCUUUAAUUUAUUGCCAUUUUGUAUGGAUUAUCAUCUUCCUGAAAACAAAAAACAAAACAAAAUUUUAAUCAUGAUACACACACUUACUUUCCCUCCCCCGUAUUAUUAUUUCAAUCAAAUUUUAUUAAUAUAUUCAUCAAUUUUUUUCUGAUUGUUUGUAUUUGCAUUUUUUUUCUUGACAAUUCAAAAAAAUUUAUCCACUUAUCUUUUUCACAACACUUGUAUUUGAA
Dermatophagoides pteronyssinus (European house dust mite) is the source of this 2700-nucleotide messenger RNA. RefSeq lists its product as uncharacterized. NCBI's taxonomy places the organism in Eukaryota, Metazoa, Arthropoda, Arachnida, Sarcoptiformes, Pyroglyphidae. The record is from RefSeq and is a predicted model, not a curated record.